Molecule: messenger RNA, 3356 nt
Organism: Malurus melanocephalus (red-backed fairy wren)
Lineage: Eukaryota; Metazoa; Chordata; Aves; Passeriformes; Maluridae
Gene: HIP1
Product: huntingtin interacting protein 1
Exons: 30
Coding region: 51-3299 (1082 amino acids)
Biological process (GO): clathrin coat assembly; actin filament organization; endocytosis
Cellular component (GO): actin cortical patch; extrinsic component of postsynaptic membrane; clathrin-coated vesicle
Molecular function (GO): clathrin-cargo adaptor activity; phosphatidylinositol-3,4-bisphosphate binding; clathrin light chain binding
Source: RefSeq, a predicted model, not a curated record
AGCGCCGAGCGGGGCGGCGGGACCGGGGCGGUGGCGGGCCCGGGGCGGCCAUGGAUCGAAUGAGCAGCACCAUGAAGCAGGUGUCCAACCCGCUGCCCAAGGUGCUGAGCCGGCGGGCGGGCGGCGGCGGCGGCCAGGAAGCGGAGCGGGAGAGCUUCGAGCGCGCCCAGACCGUCAGCAUCAAUAAGGCCAUUAAUGCGCAGGAAGUGGCUGUCAAAGAGAAACACGCCAGGACGUGCAUCCUGGGCACGCACCAUGAGAAGGGAGCACAGACCUUCUGGUCAGUGGUGAACCGGCUGCCGYUGUCUGGCAACGCCGUGCUCUGCUGGAAGUUCUGCCAUGUCUUCCACAAGCUCCUYCGGGAUGGACAUUCCAAUGUCCUGAAAGACUCUGUGCGAUACAAGAACGAGCUGAGUGACAUGAGCAGGAUGUGGGGCCACUUGAGUGAGGGCUAUGGGCAGCUGUGCAGCAUCUACCUCAAACUGCUGAGAACCAAGAUGGAAUUUCACACCAAGAAUCCCCGAUUCCCUGGAAAUCUGCAGAUGUCCGACCGACAGCUUGAUGAGGCUGGGGAGAAUGACGUCAAUAACUUUUUUCAGCUGACGGUGGAGAUGUUUGACUACCUGGAGUGUGAGCUGAACCUCUUCCAGACAGUGUUUAGCUCCCUGGACAUGUCGCGCUCGGUGUCGGUGACAGCAGCAGGGCAGUGCCGCCUGGCCCCACUCAUCCAGGUCAUCCUGGACUGCAGCCACCUCUACGACUACACCGUCAAGCUACUUUUCAAGCUCCACUCCUGUCUGCCAGCAGAUACGCUGCAGGGCCACCGGGAUCGCUUCCUGGAACAGUUCCGAAAGCUCAAGGACCUUUUCUACCGCUCCAGCAACCUGCAGUACUUCAAGCGGCUGAUUCAGAUCCCACAGCUGCCAGAGAACCCUCCCAAUUUCCUACGUGCCUCUGCGCUAUCGGAGCACAUUAGCCCCGUGGUGGUGAUCCCUGCUGAAGCAUCCUCACCUGACAAUGAGCCCAUCACAGAUCUGGUGGAGAUGGAUACCGCCUCACAGAGCCUGUUUGAUAACAAGUUUGAUGACAUCUUCGGCAGCUCCUUCAGCUGUGACCCUUUCAACUUCAACAGCCAAAACGGGAUGAAAAAGGAUGACAAGGACCGGCUAAUCGAGCAGCUUUACGGGGAAAUCGCAGCCCUGAAGGAGGAGCUGGAGAAUUUCAAGGCUGAGAGCACGCGGGGUGCGGUGCAGCUGCGUGGCCGGGCCAGCGAGCUGGAGGCAGAGCUGGCCGAGCAGCAGCACCUGAAGCAGCAGGCACAGGAUGAGAGUGAGUUCCUGCGCACAGAGCUGGAGGAGCUGAAGAAGCAACGGGAAGACACGGAGAAGGCUCAGCGGAGCCUGACRGAGAUUGAGAGACGGGCGCAGGCCAAUGAGCAGCGCUACAGCAAACUGAAGGAGAAAUACAGUGAGCUGGUGCAGAACCAUGCCGACCUGCUGCGCAAGAAUGCAGAGGUGACCAAGCAGGUGACAGUGGCCAGGCAGGCCCAGGGGGAUGUGGAGCRAGAGAAGAAGGAGCUGGAGGACUCCUUCCAGCGGGUGAGCGAGCAGGCUCAGAGGAAGUCUCAGGAGCAGGCAGAGGUGCUGGAGACACUGAAGCGGGAGCUGGCAGCCAGCCGACAGGAACUGCAGGUGCUCCASGACACACUGGAGUCCAGCACGCAGGCAGGAGCAGAGCAGAACACUCGGAUUGCCAGCCUGGAGCAGGAAAGGGACAGGCUGAGCCAGGCAGCAGAGCAGCACAGGGAGGAGAUGGCAACUCUGCAAGCUGAGCUGCAGCAGGUGCGGGACAUGCUCAGCCACAAGCAAGAGAGCAGCAGGACAGAGCUGGAGAUGCUGCAGACUCAGCUGAGAGACAAGCUCUGGCCCAGCAGGAGAGUGCAGAGCAGGCGCUGCGGCAGCAACUGGCCAAGGAGAAGCUGUCCCUGCUGCAGGACACCGCACGUGAGGGCRAGCGCAUGGUGCAGGACGCCCUGGCUCGCAUGGAGGAUCCUGCUCAUGUCAGCUGUACUGGCUCYGCAGAUUGCCUCCUGUCCCAGACGCUGGCGGCCUCUGAGUGUGCAGAGCGGCUGCAGGAUGCACACAGCAAGUACCUUUCGGAUUGUGCAGGUGAGAGGUGGCAGCUCUGAGCAGGGGACACAGGGGCAGCCCUGGCACACGGGGCGGGUGGGCAGCAUGGCAGGAACUGAGGYCUGUGCUUGCUGUCCUGCUGCAGCUGUGGGUUCCCUGCUGCCCUGCCUGGCYCUCUUCACCCACCUGGUCAGUGACACCAUCCUGCAGGGCAGCGCGACUUCACAUGUGGCCCCUGUGGAGCCUGCUGACCGUCUGCUGGAGCUGUGCAAGCAGUGUGGCAGUGAGGCUGUGAGCUACCUCAGUGCCCUGCAAGACCCAGCAAUGGUGGCAAAUGCUGACUGCAGCCUGGUGACAGCCUGCCUGGGCCAGAUCAGCACCAUCGGCGAGGAGCUGCGUCCCAGAGGGCUGGACAUAAAGCAGGAGGAGCUGGGUGACCUGGUGGACAAGGAGAUGGCAGCAACAGCCGCAGCCAUCGAAACAGCAUCUGCCCGUAUUGAGGAGAUGCUGAGCAAGGCACGAGCUGGUGACACAGGCGUCAAACUGGAAGUGAACGAGAGGAUCCUGGGCUCCUGCACGGGCCUCAUGCAAGCCAUCCAUGUCCUGGUCCUGGCGUCCAAGGACCUCCAGAGAGAGAUUGUGGAAAGCGGACGGGGUGCAGCAUCUCCCAAGGAGUUCUAUGCCAAGAAUUCACGCUGGACCGAGGGUCUCAUCUCUGCCUCCAAGGCAGUGGGCUGGGGUGCCACUGUCAUGGUUGAUGCUGCUGACCUGGUAGUGCAAGGCAAGGGGACAUUCGAGGAGCUGAUGGUAUGCUCCCGGGAGAUCGCGGCCAGCACUGCGCAGUUGGUGGCAGCCUCCAAGGUGAAGGCAGACAAAGACAGCGCCAACCUCUGCAAGCUCCAGCAAGCCUCCCGGGGUGUCAACCAGGCCACAGCCAGCGUGGUAGCCUCCACCAAGGCUGGGAAGUCUCAGGUGGAGGAGAAAGACAGCAUGGACUUCUCCAGCAUGACACUCACCCAGAUCAAGCGUCAGGAGAUGGACUCGCAGGUGCGGGUGCUGGAGCUGGAGAACCAAUUGCAAAAGGAGCGGCAGAAGCUGGGGGAGCUGCGCAAGAAGCACUACGAGCUGGCUGGAGUGGCGGAGGGCUGGGAAGAAGAUGCUGCAGAUUAGCACCAGCGGUAGGAGCAGCCCACAGGGGACACCCCUGGGACCCCACUCAGUGCUGUC